Molecule: messenger RNA, 1169 nt
Organism: Botrytis cinerea B05.10
Lineage: Eukaryota; Fungi; Ascomycota; Leotiomycetes; Helotiales; Sclerotiniaceae
Gene: Bcgpi11
Product: Bcgpi11
Exons: 2
Coding region: 20-766 (248 amino acids)
Biological process (GO): GPI anchor biosynthetic process
Cellular component (GO): endoplasmic reticulum membrane
Source: RefSeq, a predicted model, not a curated record
GAAAUUGACAACACCAGAAAUGCCAUUGAUCGAUCCCAUCACCAUGUCCGGAAUCAGCCCAGUAUCUGGAGAUACCUCCAAGUCCAAAUCAUUCCCCACGGAAUUCCUUUCUUCAGACAUGGCUCGUAUCAUCACUCACAUCCAGCCAGCUAUCCUUUUAUCUGCAUAUUAUUUCAGAUUCAAUGCUUUGGUCGCAGACCCGGUACACACCCUAUUACAUUCGUUGCUGCCUGUCGCGUUAUUGCAGGUUGUCUACGCUGUUGUAUGUCUACCAGCUGCUGGAUCAAAUAUGGCGAAGAAAUUGAAGCCGGGAGAGAAGCGGAAAGGAUUGGAGGGCGGAGAGUAUAAUCACAAAAUAUUUACAACCAUAUUCGCCCUUAUUCUAACAGCCACCACUGUCCCCGCCGUCACGGCCCUACAAAUCCUCUUUGGCGCUCCCUUCACCACCCACAUCGAACAUACACUUCUUUCCUCGGCCCACAUCUCGCUUCUAGCACUCUUCCCCCUCUUCUAUAUCCAUGGUGUAGAUUCAGUCAGAUGGCUCGAAGUAGCGUCGUUGUAUGCGCCAAUUGAUGAAGUUUUCGGUGCAGCAUUCGGAUGUGCGCUUGGUGCUUGGUUGGGCGCAGUACCUAUUCCUUUGGAUUGGGAUAGGGAAUGGCAGAAAUGGCCUGUUACUGUUGUUACGGGUGCAUUCGGGGGGUAUGUUGUGGGGAAGUUUAUUGGAGGGUUUGCGGGGUUGAGAGGGAAGAGAAUUGAGUUGGAGUAGAGGGUGAGGGGAUGGGGAUGGGGUAGGGGUAAUAGGAAGCUGUAUUGUAUGAUACAAGGCGCGGCGCUUGGAUAUGAUGAUGAUGAUGAUGAUGGGUAGAGAGGCUUCGGAUAUUAUCGCAUUUGCAUGGGCGUAUGGAAAAGAAAUGGAAGAAAGUACAAGUCAGAUGCUUUUAAUUGGAGAUCUGGCUUAAUCUAGCAUGAGAAUAUGAUUUGGGUAUUUGGUUGCUAGACACGGUUUGAGACGUCCAUAUCUACUAUCAACGCUGAGUGGACCGUUUCACAUUACCAUGGUUAGUAAAUUACUCAGAACUUAAGCAUUUUUGCCCUUUGCACCGGUCUAGUUCACACACUAUUCAUUACCAUCUCAAAAUACUCACGUCUAUCUGAAUGUUGCUUCUGUA